UCUCUCUCCCUCACCAUUUCAGAAUCUCAUUAACUCCAACAUUAAUCAACUUAACCCUAACUAAUCUUCUAAUUAACCUCCUUAAUUAAUCUUUUCUUCACCUAUUUUGAUUCACACAGAGAUAGAGCGCGUUAGAGUUAGGGUUUUACAGAUUCCAAUGUCUCUCCCCUGAAAAUCCGAAUCUCUCACCGCCGAUCCACUUCCGAUUCCGAUUCCGAUCCCGAUCCCGAUUCCGAUCAAUGGGAUCGUCAUCGGCGUUCUUCGUCAUCUGCAUUCUCCACUCCAUCAUCGCCGUCACGAGCGGCGCUCUCAUGAUGUUCUACAUGAAAGAGGUCUACACGUUCGGCCACGGCGUUCAAACAGCAACAAAGCUUCUCGGAUCCACGCCGCACGAUCAGCUCCUCAUCAGAACCUCCGAUUCGUUCUCCGGUUUGUUGCUUGUUGCGAUUGGAUUUCUCAUUUUCAUGGUUUCGUUUGUUAAGGAUCGCGAUUUUCAACACCUGUUUGCUAAGGGGUGUAUUUUGUUGCAUGUGUUUAUGGCGUUGUGGAGGAUUUACUUUGAGAGGAAGGUGGAGGAUCUUGCUUGGGAUUGGCUUAGGCAAACUGUGGGUGAUGUUCUCUUGGCUCUUUCUUGGGUUUUCUUCCUUAUUUACUCGUGGAGAGAGAAGUAUGAUUAGUUUUUAUUUUCUUUCCUUUUUUGUUUCUUUGAAUUUUCUCUAUCGGAUGAUUGUGAUUAUGAAUUUUCUGUUUUUAAUUUACUCUGUAAAAAUCAGAUCGAUAUCACAUGUUUUUUUUAUUAAUCAAGUGAGUAUUUAAGUUGUGAAUUA
Vicia villosa (hairy vetch) is the source of this 827-nucleotide messenger RNA. RefSeq lists its product as uncharacterized. The transcript has a single exon. The record is from RefSeq and is a predicted model, not a curated record. NCBI's taxonomy places the organism in Eukaryota, Viridiplantae, Streptophyta, Magnoliopsida, Fabales, Fabaceae. The coding region runs from base 240 to 677 and encodes 145 amino acids.